Molecule: messenger RNA, 2204 nt
Organism: Hermetia illucens (black soldier fly)
Lineage: Eukaryota; Metazoa; Arthropoda; Insecta; Diptera; Stratiomyidae
Product: sodium- and chloride-dependent GABA transporter 1-like
Exons: 9
Coding region: 322-2082 (586 amino acids)
Biological process (GO): sodium ion transmembrane transport
Cellular component (GO): membrane
Source: RefSeq, a predicted model, not a curated record
UUUCACCAGAUGACCGGCUUCCUCAGUAUCAAGAAUAGAAUCCGAGCGCUGAUGCUAAUGGCUCAAUACAAGUACUAUCUUGGCGAUUAGCACACUGUUUGCCCGCACUACCGUCAGCUUAUUGUUAUAAACAAAUUCAAGUCUAGGAAAAUUUGUAAAACAUUAAUUAAGGAGUUUCCUCAAUUUAUUCACUAUUUGUUUGUUAAGAGUUGAACUAGUGCAAGUUUCGUAGUGAACCGUAGUGGACUGAAAGUGUUAUAUAAGGACAGCGAAUAUUUCGGAUAUUCUGAGUGGAUAAUCACAUGUGGUGUGUACUGGAAAAUGGCAGUUGCUGAGAACCUAGUCAACUCCUAUGAUGCUGGAGAAGCACCCUUCAAACAUGAUAAAAACCGAUCAACAUGGAUCAGUACGAACGAUUUUGCCCUCGCCUUCAUUGGACAUAGUUUCGGACUUAGGAACUUUUACACAUUCGCCACGUACCUGAAAAUGGAUGGAUCAAUUAUCAUGUUGCUACCAUACACAGCUACACUUAUUCUUUGCGUCAUUCCAAUAUUCUUCAUACAAUCAUUUAUGGGACAAUUUUCAAGCACCGGAUAUAUUUCCGCCUUCAGAGUUUCACCGAUAUUAAAAGGAGUCGGUUACGUUAUAACGAUUUUAAAUUUUACAUCGCUCACAUACUACAGUUCAGUCGCUUCAUACCCGCUAUUAUUACUAUUAAGAACAUUUACCUGGGAGUUACCAUGGAUGUCGUGUCGGAAUAGCUGGAAUACCCCGAACUGUACACAACCCGCCAAUCACACGUUUGAUCAUAUAUCGCGAUUUCUGUUAACCUCACCGUCAAAAGAGUUUUUUGAUAAGGAAGUUAUCAAGAUGUCGAGCCGCAUCAACACUUUUCAGAUAUCAUGGCCUAUGGUCGGCGCGUUAUUUGUAAUAUGGCUCCUAACAGCAGGAUGUCUAAUGAAUGGAAUAGUCACAAUUGGACGAGUGCUGCGCUACGCGACCAUAACUGCCCUCACGUUUCUAGUAAUACUUUUUAUUAGGAUGCUGUUUCUCCCUAAUUCAAUGGCGUAUUUUUUGAAAUUCAUAACACCAAGCAUGGAAGCUGUACGUAGUCCUGAUGCAUGGCUAGUCUCACCAGUCCUGGGUGCAUUGACUUUAGGGACUGGAUGGGGUAGCAUAAUGACCCUGGCAAGCUACAAUCAAUUCAAAGCAGAUGCAGAAAAGUACUCAAUAGCCAUUCCAUGUAUUAUGUCACUAAUUGUCGUCUUUUCGGGAAUAUUGGUUCACUUCGUGGGAGAGUAUCUAAAAGAACGGAAUAUUUUCAACAUUCAAGUCUACAACGAAUUUAUGUAUGAAUUCUUCUGGAUUGGAUUACCAUAUUUUGUGGGAACGUUAGAAGCAGCGCAACUUUGGUUUGCGUUAACCUACACCAUGCUCUUCCUCUGCGAGUUCAGCUCGAUAGUCAUUCAAACGCUCAGUAUCACAACGGCCCUUUUUGAUGAAUACGCGAAAUUGCGACCAUUCAAAAAACACAUCACAAUCGGCUUAUGUUCCACGCUCUUUGCGUUGUCAUCAUUUUUUGCAACAAAUCUCGGCAUUAAACUCUAUGGGCCGCUAACAUUCAGCGCAGCUUUCGCACAAAUGGCGAUCGUUCUCAUUGAGAUCAUUAUGAUAGUAUGGAUCUACGGAAGAAAAAGAUUUCAACAGGAUUUCAAAUUCAUGCUAGGACGACCAUUCCCAACAUGGAAGUUUUCCAUUAUUCGAUUCGUAACACCGAUAAUUGUGGUUUUUAUGGGCUUCAUUUACUUCAUAGUGACAUUCGUCCGAUUGCACGCUUUUCCACUGGGAAUCCUACUUACUUUUCUCAUCAAAAUACUGCCUUGGGUUAUUAUUCCCGCGUACGCUUUAUACAAAAUAUCGACAACUACGGGAACUGUGAAAGAACGCUUUCGAAAAUGCUUUCAACCAAAUGAUUGGUAUCCAGCAGAUCCGAGGGACCGCCAAAGAUAUAAUGAGAUGUUGGGAUCUUCGGAGGUAUCACAUCAGCUUGUGGAAAUGGACAAUCAUGAAAACCAUGAGUGAAUGGUCAAGUGUGAUUUUUAACGAAAUAUUAUAUAUAAUUUGGAUGUAAAAUUCAUUUCAAUGAUUUCAUUUAUACUUAGACUAAAGUUCUCCUUAUGGAAAUAAAACUGUUUGUUUUUAGA